ACACAUGUCAAAAUGGCCUCAUGCCUGCGCUGGUGCGUCCCACCCUGCCGACCGUCCAAACCUCGCUGGGCAUGAAGCCGUUCCUCCCCAUCCCGCUGGACACCACCUCGGCCGCUCGCCUUUUCCCAGGAUUCAACACGAUGGACCCGGUGCAGAAAGCCGUCCUCCAUCACACCCUGGGCAUCCCUCCCACAGCCAAGAGGAAGCAUGUGUCCUGCAGCGUCUGCCAGCUGAGGUUCAACUCACAGGUGAGCCACUCGAAUAUAAAUUCUCCGCAGAAUCAGACUCCACAAAGGCUUAAUUUGCUGGGCUGUUCGGCCCGAAUCGCAGCUGCAUUGAGAUGCAGAUCAAGUGUUCAGUCCUCUGUAGGCGAUGAUGCUGACUGAGCAGCAAGACAAAAA
Messenger RNA from Poecilia latipinna (sailfin molly), 401 nucleotides. Its product is annotated as zinc finger protein 385D-like. Bases 21 to 386 code for a protein of 121 amino acids. The record is from RefSeq and is a predicted model, not a curated record. NCBI's taxonomy places the organism in Eukaryota, Metazoa, Chordata, Actinopteri, Cyprinodontiformes, Poeciliidae. Gene Ontology annotation, cellular component: nucleus. The transcript is spliced from 2 exons.